AUGUCGGGAGAUGGAGCUGAGGGCAGGCAUCUCUUCAAACUCGUGCUGGUAACCUAUGAGUUCACCUACAGCCCCUUCAGCGGCAAUGGCAUCUUAGCGCGUUCCAUUGCCAAGGCCCUUCUGAAACUAGGUUGCCAUGUCUGUGUGCUCUGCUGCCGGCCCAGUGAAGAAGCCCAAAGAACCGACCACCAUCUGUCGACUCCCGAAAUUUCGGAAGAGGCUGCUGGCCGACUCACACUGAUUCCGCUACAACUUGCAAAGGGCGAUGGUUGGUGCAAGCUGGACGACAAGUCUGCUUGGGAUCAGUUUGCUUUUGGCAACUUGGAUGAACAUGGGCGGCUGCUGUUGGCAGGAUGUGUGCGCGAUGCAGAUGCAGUGUUGGCAAUCGACUGGACUGGAGCGCAUGCAUACAAGUCCUUCGCAGUGAAAGACAAGCCUCUGGUCUACAUGAACUUUCGCGUGUACAGUUCUGGAGUGGUAGAUGAAGGGCGAAGACAGUGGUUCGAUGACAUGGAGAGACAUGCCCUUGAGAAUGCCUCUGUGCUUGUAGUUCUGUCGCAGAUGGACAGGAUCAACAUUCAAAGAAUAACGAGCUUCUGCUCUGACAAGAUUGAGCUGCUCUUGCCACCACUGCGAGGUGAUAUGCAGGAGCUUGCGCAUACAUUACAUACAACUUCAGAAGAGCUCGACACGUUUCUGCCCGCAGAAGUCCUAAAGGCAUGGCCUGGGCCUUUAACACCCAGGAAGCGUCUGCUUGUGACCUGCGUAGCACGUAUCUCGCCCGAAAAGAAUGUCUUCCGUUUCCUGCGUUUUGUCGAGAAAGCCAAAAGCGCCCUGGAGCAGCUGGGAUUCAUCCCACUUCUGGCAGGUGCCAGUGCGGAAGAGUCUUACGCAACAGCACUGAAAGCUGACUUAAGAAAAAUCGCCCCUGAAGCCAUAAUACUGGACAGUUUCCUAUCCCCCAAGUCCCUGGCCGCUGUUUUCGCUCGCACUGCUCUGAAUUUCCAUCCCUGUGCCUACGAUGCGUAUGGCAUGACGUUAGUGGAGGCGGCUGCUUGUGGCGCACCUUCUGUUCUUGCAGGUGAGUCAGUCGGUGCAUGGGCUCUUCUCGGGUCUGAAUCAUUGUGUGUCGACAUGCCGCCUGAUGAGAAUGAAUUGUCAGAGGAUGCUGUUGUGGCCAUUACAAGCUUCCUGCGCAGUCCAGAGCUGGAAUCAGUGGGUGUGUCAGCCCAGAAGAAGGCCCUGGAAUGGGAUGAGCAGGCAUACGGAAGCAGACUGCUUGAAGUCAUCUCCUCAGUUGCACAGUAG
Messenger RNA from Symbiodinium pilosum, 1308 nucleotides. The record is from the annotation of a GenBank genome assembly. Lineage: Eukaryota; Dinophyceae; Suessiales; Symbiodiniaceae.